Molecule: messenger RNA, 885 nt
Organism: Ceratitis capitata (Mediterranean fruit fly)
Lineage: Eukaryota; Metazoa; Arthropoda; Insecta; Diptera; Tephritidae
Product: larval cuticle protein 8
Exons: 2
Coding region: 284-598 (104 amino acids)
Cellular component (GO): chitin-based extracellular matrix
Molecular function (GO): structural constituent of chitin-based larval cuticle
Source: RefSeq, a predicted model, not a curated record
UGUUCCAAGCAUUAAUUGUUCAGUACCUCGACGAGUCACAACCAACCAACCAACCAACCAACCGGCCAACUAACCAAUCGUCCAACUCUUCGACCUAUUAAAAACACUUAUUAAACCCACCUCAACGGAAAUUACAUUCUCAUCAUCCGCAUAUCCGUAAAUAAACGCGAGAGUUUGUGUGCGUGUGUGUGCAUAAAAUACAAAAAAAAUACAAAGCAAGGGUUAAAACUCGUGUCCUAUUCACAUUAAAAACACACAAAGAUUACGCAAUCUUAUUAAGAAGAUGAAGUUCGUUGUUGUAUUUGUUGCUGCUUGCAUUGCCUGCGUCUUGGCUGCACCAGCGCCCCAGCAAGAUGUGCAGAUUUUGCGUUACGACUCCGAUGUGGAGCCUGAGGGAUAUAAAUUUCUUGUUGAGACCAGCGACGGCAAACUGCAUGAAGAGGAAGGCAAGCUGAAGGAUGUCGGCACUGAUAACGAGGCAAUCGUUGUACGCGGCUCAUUCUCUUAUGUUGGCGAUGAUGGUCAAACCUAUACCGUUAAUUAUGUCGCUGAUGAGAAUGGUUUCCAACCGGAGGGCGCUCAUUUGCCACGUGUCUAAAAAUCGUUCCUCAUCGAAUCCAUAGGAGUUGUGACUAGAAGUUCGAACAUCAAAAAACAGCAGCAGCGAAUCAGAAAAAAAAAUGAAGACAACGUUUAUAGAGCGGGCAUAUCCAGCGAUUUUGUAUAUUCAUUGUGUUAACUAGGUUUAAGGAAGAUACACAAAUACAUACACACAAGGUACAUACAUAAGUAAAAAUGUAAGAAGAACACAAAACCAUGAACUGCGGGCAUAGGCAAAUAAAUAAAAUUUGUUAAUGUUAUCGAUUACUGAAGUAAAAAGCUUAA